Messenger RNA from Ictalurus furcatus (blue catfish), 1685 nucleotides. RefSeq names its product solute carrier family 35 member G2b (gene slc35g2b). Lineage: Eukaryota; Metazoa; Chordata; Actinopteri; Siluriformes; Ictaluridae. The coding region runs from base 187 to 1596 and encodes 469 amino acids. Gene Ontology annotation, cellular component: membrane. The record is from RefSeq and is a predicted model, not a curated record. The transcript has a single exon.
ACUCACAAAAUCACAUUUUGGGAUUUUGUAGAUCAGGUAGAUGAAUUUGGAGCAAAGAAAAAAUUAACCACUACUUUCACGACUCAUUCUCCAGUUUAGGCCACACCCACAUCGGAUUUAAAUCCUAAUACAGACACAGAUAUUAUCACUGCUUUACACACUAUUCUGUCAUGUGACCUGACUUUCAUGCUAGUCCAGUUGUAUUCACGUUUGGUCUUCUUAACGGUUAAAACUUCCAGUCUGGUCAAAGAUUUAGCUUGGUGCUGUCAUGUCACGUCAUGUAGAGCUUUCACUAAGCAACAUUUGUUUUGUUUGUAUUGCAGUUACUUACCUGAGCCAAUAAACAUGGAGCCAUCCUCAAGCAGUCAGCAGUACGGCGCCAAGAAACGCGUCAAAAUACACCCAGAUACAGUCACUGUAAAAUAUGCCACGCACUUCCCUCAGCCGGGGGAUGAGGGCUAUGAUGAUGCACCCUCCUUUGAAGACUUUGGCUCCUUUAUAGAAAGCAACCCCAGCAAGAGGCUGGUGACGGACUCGGGCCACGGGAGGACUUUCUUUGGAACUAUGGAUGUGCGUUCCAAAUCGUCAGCAGAGCCGAAGGAUAAGGGAGUAGGCGGCCAGCUGGCUAGUUUUGGUGAGGCCUCUGUGUUAGCGUCACGGGUCACCUGGGGAGCGCUGUUCGGCGCUGCCGUGGCUCACGGGUGUGUAGCUCUGAUCACACGUCUGGCAGCCGAUCGCUCCAAAGUGCCCUCAUUAGAGCUCAUUUUCAUCCGCUCUGUCAUUCAAGUGUUGUCCAUAUUAGUGGUCUUGUACAACAAGGAAGCCCCGUUCGGUCCUAAGGGAUACCGUUUGCGGCUCUUCUUCUACGGGGUUUGCAACGUCAUUUCCAUCACGUGCGCCUACACGUCAUUCGCUAUUGUCCCACCUAGCAACGGGACCAUCAUGUGGAGAGCCACGACGACAGUGUUCAGCGCCAUCUUGGCCUUCCUGCUUCUGGACGAGCGCCUCGGAUACACGGAUAUAGUCACGGUAGUGGGUAGCCUCUUCGGGCUGUGCCUGGUCAUGAUCCCUAACAUCGCCGAUGAGGAGAAAUCACCCCUGGGUUUCUGGAAGGAGGCGUUCGGCUACACCAUGACGGUGAUGGCCGGGCUCACGGCUGCUCUUUCGAUGAUCGUGUACCGCGCCAUCAAAGAGCGCGUCAGCAUGUGGACGGCGCUGUUCACAUUCGGCUGGACGGGAACCGUGUGGGGAGCGUCCACCAUGUUCGCCAUGCAGGAGCCCAUCAUCCCUUUGGAUGGCGAGACAUGGGGCUACCUGAUUGGCAUCUGCAUCUGCUCCACCGUGGCGUUUCUCGGGGUUUACUACGCCCUGAACAAGUUCCACCCUGCUCUAGUGAGCACCGUGCAGCACCUGGAGAUUGUCGUGGCCAUGUUCCUGCAGCUCGUCGUGCUGCACAUGGUGCCAUCCGCUUACGACAUCUUUGGCGCGUUGGUCAUCAUGAUCAGUGUGUUUGUUCUCACAGGCCUCAAGCUUUACUGGGUGGGGCGAGCCAUCCGACAGGAUUACCAGGAGAUCUUGGACUCACCGAUCAAAUGAGAAUGCCGUUGUUGUAUCCGUGUUUGUAUGUUUGUUUGUACUUCCGUGUACAGCAUGUAGGUAUGCGACAGUGUGUAAGGCUGUGUGUG